Molecule: messenger RNA, 1654 nt
Organism: Psylliodes chrysocephalus
Lineage: Eukaryota; Metazoa; Arthropoda; Insecta; Coleoptera; Chrysomelidae
Source: the annotation of a GenBank genome assembly
AUGUUUUUUACCGAUAGCCUCAAAAUCGAUAUUAUAGGAAUCUUUUUAGCACUUGCGAUUGCUUUAUUGACAUGGCACAAAUGGACUCUGGGGUACUGGAAACGUAAGGGAGUACCAGGUCCAGAACCAGCAUUAAUUUUUGGUAAUGUGAAGGAUCUGUUUAUGGGUAAAAAGACAAUUGGUGAAAAUUACAAAAGAAUGUAUUUUGAAUUAAAGUCCAAAGGUCUUCGACAUGGAGGAGGAUAUUUCAUGGGUUCACCAACUUAUAUACCAAUUGAUCUAGAAAUCGUCAAAUCUAUUUUGCAAAACGAUUUCCAGCAUUUCCACACUCAUGGCGUUUACUAUGAUGAAAAAAUCGAUCCACUAUCGGCAAAUGUAUUUAACUUAGAUGGUCCAAAAUGGAAAGAAAUUCGUUCUAUAGUUUCACCAACGUUUACGGCUGGAAAGCUCAGAAUGAUGCAACCCACGAUUGUAGAAUGCUCUGUCGUUUUAGAUAAAAUACUCGAGGAAUCCGCUGGGAAAAAUCCAAUUGAUAUAAGAGAUAUUAUGAAUAGGUUCACUAUUGAUGUGAUUGGUUCAGUAGCAUUUGGACUUGAAAUUGACAGCUUGAGAAAUCCCAAUAAUACCUUCCGAGUAUACGGUUCAAAAGCACUGGAACCUACACUUUCCAAUAUUCUUAGGUAUUUACCAAUGGUGCUUCUUUCAGUGGAGACUCUAAGAAAAUUAAAAUAUAGUCCUCUAUCAGCAGAUUUACGACAUUUCUUUUAUAAUAUGGUAGAAUCUACAGUAAAAUACAGAGAAGAGAGUAAAGUGGUUAGAAAAGACUUUAUGAAUUUGUUAGUAGAAUUAAAAAACAAACCAAAUUCUGAAAAUAAAGAAACACAAGGUCGUUUAACACUGAACGAUAUAGCAGCACAAUGUUUCAUAUUUUUUAUAGCCGGUUUUGAAACGUCUGCAUCGACAAUCAAUUUUGCGUCUUACGAACUAGCUACUAAUCCGGAUAUUCAAGAAAAAACUCGAGAAGAAAUUAAUCGGGUAUUAAAAAAGUAUAACAACGAACUAACCUAUGAUGCAGUAAUGGAAAUGGAGUAUUUAGAGCGAGUUAUUCAAGAAACAUUAAGAAAGUAUCCACCGCUUCAAUACUUAUUUAGGAGAUGUACGAAAAACUACAAGGUUCCCGGCGAACCAGGCAUAGAAAUUGAAGAUGGAACAAUCGUAAUGAUUCCAAUUCUUGGAAUACAUUAUGAUCCAGAGUAUUAUACUAAUCCAGAAAAAUUCGAUCCCGACAGAUUUACCGAAGAAGAAAAAAGAAACAGACCUCCUUUUUCGUGGCUUCCGUUUGGAGAAGGUCCUAGAAUAUGUUUAGGUAUGCGAUUUGGAAUGAUAGAAACGAAAAUGGGAAUAAUCAGUUUAUUGAGGAACUUUAAAAUUACCCUUAAUGAAAAAACAGUAUCACCUAUUCGUUAUUCAACAACUGGAUUGGUGGCUACUUGCAAAGGAGGCAUUUGGCUCGAUCUUGAGAAAAUAUCGGCACAUAAUUAAACAAGUAUUAUAAAUGAAAAAGACGUUGUAUAAACAAUAUAAUUUUUCAAGAGCGCUCAGAAAAUUCCUCCUCAUUACACGAAAUUCAGUUUACAAAGAUGUACUUUUCCGC